This is a messenger RNA of Ilex paraguariensis (yerba mate), 1089 nucleotides long. The record is from the annotation of a GenBank genome assembly. NCBI's taxonomy places the organism in Eukaryota, Viridiplantae, Streptophyta, Magnoliopsida, Aquifoliales, Aquifoliaceae.
AUGUCAGGGAUCUGGGUGUAUUUCUCAAAAAAGCGAUGGAAAGUUGCUAAAAGAGAGGGAUGCAAGGGAAAAUUGGCCUCUGAAUUGGAGAAAGCAAACCCAACCACCGUCACCACUACCCCCGUCUUCGGGCGCAUCCACCGCAACCAUCUCUUUAUUCAUUGCAGGUGGUGCUGUUGCUGUGUAUCCAUUUUGUCAGAAAUGCAUCGUAAGGUAUACCAUACUCGGAGUUCCAAUGCUAAAGAGAAGAUGAAAUACAUAAUAUGGACGAAAGAGAUGGACCGCUGCCUUUCUGAAGUACUUGCUGAUCAUGCAAAACAAGGUUACAAAUCGGAUAAGAUUAUCAAAACAGCAACAUAUGUUGCUGCAGUUACAGCGUUAAACGAAAAGUUUGGGCUUGACUUGGCCAAAGGUCAUGUGAAGAACCGUCUUAAAACAUGGAGGAAGCAAUUUGCGGCUUUGAAGGAGAUCCUUGCUCAAAAAGGAUUUAAGUGGGACAAGGCACAAAAGAUGGUUAUUGCAAAUGAUACUGUGUGGAAUGACUACUUAAAGGUACACCCUGAUGCUAAGGUGUUUCGUGCUAAGUUUGUUGAAAACUAUGAUGAACUGUCCCUUAUUGUUGGCAAUGACCAAGCAAUAGCAAGCUGUUCUGAUGAUGGUACUGAAGUUGAUGUGGAUGUGAUGCCUGACAAUGAGGUUGAAGAGACUGCAGUUGAAAUUCUGAGUGAUGACAAGCCAGCAAAAAACUUGAGAUGGACGGAGGAAAUGGAUUCUUAUCUUGGUAAAAUUCUAGUGGAACAAGUGCAAAAGGGUUAUAAAGUAGACAAUAUUCUGCGGCGUGAAGCAUACGACACAGCUGUUACGGCCUUAAAUGAAAGAUUUGGGCCUGGUUUAGCCAGAGGCAAUAUUAGGAAUCGUCUUAAAACUUGGAAGAAACAGUAUUGCAUUUUAAAGGAACUCCUUUCUCAUGCUGGUUUCAAAUGGGAUGAAGCACAAAAGAAGAUAAUUGCCAAUAAUUCGGUGUGGAAUGACUAUCUCAAGGUACAUAGCAGCUUCUAUAUUAUUGUCUUUGUCCUUUUGCGCCAUUAA